GUCAAUACCAAUGUCAAGCUUAGUAAUGAGCAUAUAAAAUAAACAAACAGAAGCGGUGAAUGGUAAUCGAAAAAUAUGGUGUGAAUAAAAUUGAAACUAUUUAAGAAUAAAAAAUGGCUUCGUCUCAGGACGCUUGGUAUCUUUCUCUAUUAGGUUUAGCCGAAUAUUUCAGGACAUCCAGUCCUCCAAUGAUCAAAUGUUGUAUUCAAUGUUUACAAGCUGUUUUUAAUUUUAAACCGCCGCAAAGAGUUGAAGCAAGAACUCACCUACAACUCGGUAAUAUUUUAUUAACACACACCAAAAAUAUCGAUUUAGCUAAGAAUCAUUUAGAACAGGCCUGGUUAUUAUCUCAGUCAAUUAAUUCGUUUGAUGACGUGAAGUUUGAAGCCGCCAGCGUUUUAGCUGAAUUAUACGAACAGCAAGAACAAAUAUCCCUAUCGAAACCAAUUUUAAGGAAAGCUAUUGAGUUAUCACAACAUAAUGUGUAUUGGCAUUGUAGAUUGAUAUUCCAACUAGCGCAAAUUCAUGCAACUGAGAAAGAUUAUACCCUCGCAAGUAGUUUAUUAGGUGUUGGUGUAGAUUAUGCUCAUAUUUCAAAUGCUUCUUAUACAAGAGUAUUAUUUUUGUUAAGUAAAGGAAUGUUAUUAUUAAUUGAUAAAAAAUUGCAAGAAGUGCAACAAGUUUUAAACCAAGCCGGACAUUUAAUUGAGACGUGGACGGGAGCUGUUUAUCAAAAAGAAUAUGUUAAAGUAUAUUUUCUUGUUUUACAAGUAUGUCAUUAUCUAAUGGCUGGUCAAGUUAAAAGUGUUAAACCGUGUUUAAAGCAGCUCCAACAGAGUAUACAAACUAUUAUGGCUUCCGAUGAUGUUUUUAUGGGUCCAAGUGCGGGUGAUAUGUUUUUAUGGAUGCCGAAAGAACAUUUGUACGUUCUGGUUUAUUUAGUCACCGUUAUGCAUAGUAUGCAGGCCGGUUAUAUGGAAAAAGCCCAAAAAUAUACUGAUAAGGCUUUAAUGCAGAUUGAAAAAUUGAAAAUUGUAGAUAAUAAACCGAUUCUAUCAGUAUUCCAAUUAAUGUUAUUGGAACAUAUAAUAAUGUGUCGUUUAGUAAUGGGUAAUAAAACGCAAGCUCUACAAGAAAUAUCAUCAGCGGCUGCAUUAUGCAAACAAAGUCCCCGUCUAUUAGAAACUCACGGACCUCAACUACAUACUUUAUUAGGAUUAUAUUCUAUGAGUAUGAAUUGUAUGGAAGCAGCGGAAGCUCAAUUUAUAGCUGCCUUAAACACGUCUAGAGAAAGAGAACUUUGGACAUUCGCUAAUCUCAAUUUGGCUAUUGUUUAUUUAAGGGGUAAAAGAGAAGCAGAUUUUAACGCUUUACAUGAUAGAAUUAAUCCGGAAAGUCUUCCUUCGCAUUCUCACAGCUUAAGAGCAGCAGCUUAUUACGUACAAGGCUUACAAGCUUUCUUUCAAGGUAGAUAUAAUGAAGCAAAGAGAUACCUCAGGGAGACGUUGAAAAUGGCCAACGCCGAAGACUUAAAUAGAUUAACGUCAUGUUCUUUGGUUCUUCUAGGUCAUAUAUUUUUAUCUUUGGGUAAUAGCAGGGAAAGUAUGAACAUGGUAACGCCUGCUAUGCAAUUGGCAAGCAAAAUACCCGAUGUACACGUUCAAUUAUGGGCUUCGGCUAUUCUUAAAGAUUUGAAUCGUAUUUGUGGGGAUACGCAACAAGAAAACGAAUCUUAUCAGAGACACGUUAAUUUUUCACAGAUGUUAUUAACAGAUCAUUUUCAAGCAUCUCAAAUGCCCGAACAUAAUCUUAUAAUGUGGACGCAUGGUAAUUUCCCAACGGAUACUCCAACUACUUCGAAUAGUCUCAUAUAAACUGGUCGGUGUGAGUUCUCUUUGGGCUUUCUUAAAACCAUCCCUUUAGGUCUUCUUUUAAGCACUUUCUAAACCUUUUUGUUUCUUAAAACAACCAUUUUUUUCCUUAUUUUGUUUCAUUAUUACAAAUUUGAGGUUUAUGUACAUAACCGUUGAUGGUCUGAUCAGUCCUUUAGCUUGGUGAACACCUUCUUAUCCAACUAUCAACUUUUUUCUAUCUAAUUAUCUCUUUGGUCUUCUUCCAACCACCUUCUAGACCUUUUUUUCUAAAACUAUCAAUUUUUGCCUUAUUUUGCUUCAUUAUUACAAAUUUGAGGUUUUGGGGUUUGUUUACAUAACCGUUGAUGGUCUGAUCAGUCCUUUAGCUUGGUGAACAUCUUUUUAUCCAACUAUCAACUUCUAGACCUUUUUGUUUGCUAAAACUAUCAAUUUUUUCUUAUUUUGCUUCAUUAUUACAAAUUUGAGGUUUUGAGCUUCAUUUCCAAAACCGUUGAUGACCUUCUCAGCCAUUCACCAUCAUCUCAUCCAACUAUUAACCUUUCUUUUCGAUCGGUCUCCCAUUGCAAGGAAUCAUCUACUUCCGUUGAGAAUAUAAAUAUUCGUAGAUGAUUUUUUGAACCUAAUCAGUCCAUUAAGUUAAGGAAUUCCCUGUAGUUCCUUUUCCGAAACAAUCAGUCUCUAGAGAUUGUGAUUAUAUGUUUUAAUUAAAAUUAGAUACGUACCUUUAAGUCUAAUAUUUCUCAACAUGUGGUGGUGAUUUAAUUAUUUUUACUUCCUAUUUAUUAUUACUUACCUGAUAUGAUGAUUUAUCUUCCACUGUUAUAUUUGGUUUAUCGAUUUUAAAACAACGUCCAACAUGGUCGUGUAUCUGUAUGUUAUGGUUUUAACUACAGAUUUAGGCCUUAUUGACUUUUUUUAUCGUACACACUUUAUACAUUUUAUUAUUUUAUUUAAUAUAAAAAUAUUGUUAGUCCCCUAUAUAGAAUUUUUCCAUGAAAUGCGUGGAUUAUUAAUACAGACUUUUUUUUAUAUAAUUUAUAUUUACACGAAUAUAUUAAAUUGUCUUUUAUCAAUUCACUUGGUAAUAAUUUUAAAUCAGCAUCUUUAUAAAUAUUUUUUGAAAAUA
This is a messenger RNA of Diorhabda sublineata, 3000 nucleotides long. It is a transcript of the gene Mau2, whose product is annotated as MAU2 chromatid cohesion factor homolog. The record is from RefSeq and is a predicted model, not a curated record. Gene Ontology annotation, molecular function: double-stranded DNA binding; protein binding. Gene Ontology annotation, biological process: maintenance of mitotic sister chromatid cohesion; mitotic sister chromatid cohesion. The transcript has 9 exons. NCBI's taxonomy places the organism in Eukaryota, Metazoa, Arthropoda, Insecta, Coleoptera, Chrysomelidae. Gene Ontology annotation, cellular component: SMC loading complex; chromatin. Bases 114 to 1874 code for a protein of 586 amino acids.